This is a messenger RNA of Ostrinia furnacalis (Asian corn borer), 1117 nucleotides long. RefSeq names its product putative helicase MOV-10. NCBI's taxonomy places the organism in Eukaryota, Metazoa, Arthropoda, Insecta, Lepidoptera, Crambidae. Gene Ontology annotation, cellular component: P granule; cytosol. Gene Ontology annotation, biological process: regulatory ncRNA-mediated post-transcriptional gene silencing. The transcript is spliced from 4 exons. The coding region runs from base 1 to 504 and encodes 167 amino acids. The record is from RefSeq and is a predicted model, not a curated record.
AUGCUUGACCACGACGCCAAGUAUAAGCUCGGCUUCCUUGUUGAUGAUAAGAACUCAAUAUCCAAGGAGAAGUGUGCCAUCGACGUGUCCACCGUAAACGCUAGUUGUGGCUUGCUCGACCACGACGCCAAGUAUAAGCUCGGCUUCCUUGUUGAUGAUAAGAACUCAAUAUCCAAGGAGAAGUGUGCCAUAGACGUUUCCACCGUGCGCGCUAGUUGUGGCUUGCUCGACCACGACGCCAAGUAUAAGCUCGGCUUCCUUGUUGAUGAUAAGCGCUUCAACGUAGCCAUAACCCGCGCGAAGGCCAAAGCGAUCAUAAUCGGCAACCCGCUAUGCUUGGGACGGGACGCCAAGUGGCGCGCGCUCAUGGACCGCUGCCGCGAGCUCGGGACCUACGCGGGACACGACGCUAAUGCCGCCAACCCUGCGGCCGCUCAGGAUGACAUGCUGCAGCGCCUGCGUCCUGUACUGAAGGAGCUCAAGAUCAAUAAAGGCAAGGCUUAAAUCCAUCCAUUGAUGCGGAGCGUUGUUAUUGUGAGGGAGGGAGUGCGGGCCAUUUUCCAACUAAGCGAAGAUGAUACGCGCUAUAAGCAAGCAAUCUAAUGUUAUUAUAUCUCGUCUCCGCUCAACAUCGCGUGUCAACGUGGCUCUAAUUUACGCUAAAGUCAUAAAAUCCUACGCGGGACACGACGCUAAUGCCGCCAACCCUGCGGCCGCGCAAGAUGACAUGUUGCAGCGAUUGCGGCCUGUGCUGAAGGAACUCAAGAUCAAUAAAGGCAAGGCUUAAGGUACAGAGCGAAAUGCUAGUGAAGUGGAGUGUAGGAGUAGGGCCGUUUUACACCAGAACGGAGGCGAGACGCGUUAUAAGCAACCAAUAAAGUUUCGUUAUUUACUCGUCUCGUCUUUGCUCAGCUUUAGCGUGUCAACGUGGCUCUAAUUUACGCUAAAGUCAUAAAAUCCUACGCGUGACACGACGCUAAUGCCGCUAACCCUGCGGCCGCGCAAGAUGACAUGCUGCAGCGUCUGCGGCCUGUGUUGAAGGAACUCAAGAUCAAUAAAGGCAAGGCUUAAGGAACAGAGGGAAAUGUUAGUGGAGUGUAGGAGUAGCGCCGUUUUA